This is a messenger RNA of Anopheles coluzzii, 5531 nucleotides long. RefSeq names its product cadherin-23-like. Gene Ontology annotation, biological process: homophilic cell-cell adhesion. The coding region runs from base 234 to 5441 and encodes 1735 amino acids. Gene Ontology annotation, cellular component: plasma membrane. The record is from RefSeq and is a predicted model, not a curated record. The transcript is spliced from 20 exons. Gene Ontology annotation, molecular function: calcium ion binding. NCBI's taxonomy places the organism in Eukaryota, Metazoa, Arthropoda, Insecta, Diptera, Culicidae.
CCAAUCGGAAGGCCAAUUCGAGUCAGUCGUUGAAAGCUGUCCGCUGCAGGUGCAUGAUUAACGGUUUGACCGUAGGCACACAGCGUUUUGUUUGAAGUGGAAGUUUUUUUCUUCUUUUUGUCGUUGUAGUUGUUAUUGCGCUUCAUUGCAUUCAAAGAGUGUGUUAAUUAGUGUAACGGCUGCUGGCGGCCAUAAUUAAAUCGUGUGAAUCACAGCAGCGAGAGAACGGAGAAAUGAAAUGUGUUGCUAGUAAAUUUAACAUGUGGUUGCACUUGGGUUGGUUGCUGGGGUUGCUGCUGGUCCUGUUGCCGUUGGUCCGAUGCCAAGGAUGGGGCGAACCACGGUUCGAGACGGGAAAUGUUGAAAAUAUAUCACUCGCCGCAUACAACGAGGCGCAGCUUCAGCAAGAUGUCUGGAUGGUGGAGGAGAUGGAUGCACCGUUCGUGCUGCUCUACAUCAAUUACCAAGGACCGUCCGAGCCUACGAUACGCGAGUCACCGGCCGAUCUUGACGCAAGGCUACAGCUGUCCGAGGCUGGCCGCUGGUCGAUCGUAAUCAAUCGCCGUCAGGACUACGAGGUGCAUCAGCGUAGCAGUCUCAUUCUGCUGGCCGUCGAAUCCACGGCUAUCCCGUACGCGAUCGUGGUCAACUUGGUGAACGUGCUGGACAAUGCGCCCGUCAUGACGGCCCAAGGUAGCUGUGAGAUUGAGGAGUUGCGCGGGGACUUUGUGACGGACUGUCUGUUUAACGUGUACCAUGCGGACGGGUUCGAGGAGAAUGGCAUUGGCAAUUCGAGCACGAACGAGCUGUCGUUCGAGAUCGGUGAUGUGGCCGGUGCGCGGGACCACUUUACGUACGUGCCCUCCACGGUGACCCCUUCCCAGCCGAUCUACAACAAGCUGUUCAAUUUGAAAGUUUUAAAGCAGCUGGACUACACCGAGAACGCUAUAUUUAACUUCAUCACCACCGUGUACGACCUAGACCGGACGCACUCCUUCAAGAUGAGUACGAUCGUUCAGGUACGCAACGUCGAUAGCCGGCCUCCGAUCUUUAGCCGACCGUUCACCAGCGAACGAAUCAUGGAAAAGGAACCAUUUUACGCGACCGUGAUCGCAAUCGACCGUGACACUGGACUAAACAAACCGAUCUGUUACGAGCUGACGGCUCUAGUACCGGAAUAUCAGAAAUAUUUCGAUAUUGGACAAACUGAUGGAAAGCUGACCGUGCACCCGAUUGAUCGAGAUGCGGAACAGAAUGAGCUGUACACCUUUACGAUUGUAGCGUACAAGUGUCACAACCGGCUGCUGAACACCUCCAGCGAGGGUGCAAUCAUUUUGCUGGACAAAAAUGACAACAUUCCCGAAAUAUACAUGAAGCCGCUUGAGCUGGAGUUUUGGGAAAACACCAUCAUGGAGCUGCCAUUCGACGAGCUCGUCAUUCACGAUCGCGAUCUCGGCGAGAAUGCCCGGUACGAGGUGCGGCUGGCCGAAACGGUAGCAGGCGUACAGCAGACAACGGACUCGUUCACCAUCAUCCCUGGCAACGGGUACCAGCGUGUAUCGUUCACGAUCAACAUCAACAAUGCGACCAGCCUGGACUAUGAGCUGCCGGAGCGUCAAACGUUUGUGCUGCACGUUACCGCUCACGAACCGAUCGAACCGACGCACGAAAGCACCCAGCCGAUUACGAUUCGGCUCAAAAACUGGAACGAUGAGGUACCGAAGUUUGGCCGCGAUGAGUACCAGAUCAGCGUGCCCGAAACGAUCGGAGCGGGCGAGCUGUUGGCAACGGUUACCGUGACCGAUCGCGACAUAGACGAUGGUAUAAGGCUGUUCGCACUGGGACGGUUGGCUGAAAGUUUAAGCGUCACCGAGCUGCCGGUCAGUGCCGAGCCCGAGACUAACCUCCCCCUGUACGGGUUCGAAAUCGCUACCAAGGUGGGGGACAUCUUCGACUACGAUAUUGCAAAAGAGGUGAUAGUGCAGCUGCAGGCGGAAGAUACGCUGCGCACGGCUAAACAAGAAAGCCUGCAUCAGAUCUUCUCGCAGCUCACCAUCACGGUGAUAGACGUGAACAAUAAGCCGCCACAAAUUACGCUGCCUCGCGGUACGAUGCACAUUUUGGAAAACUCGGUCGCCGACAGUGCGGUUAUCAUUGGCGAGGAGCAGAUAGCACAGAUCAUCGGCACAGAUCCCGACACCGAGGCGGAGCUGGAGUUUAGUAUCGAUUGGAGCAACAGCUAUGGCACCAAGAGCGGAAUCCGGGCGAAGGCGGAAACAUACGAAAACUGUUUCUACAUACACGAGGAAAAGGUAAACCGUCAGCGAACGAUCGGAACCAUCCGUGUGAAUCCCACGUUCCCCCUGGACGUCGAUCACGAAAUGUACGACACACUGUUCCUGGUCAUUCGGCUGGUGGACCGGAAUCAGACGAUCCUGCCCAAUACGGUGGAAACUGUAGUGGCGAUACAGAUUGACGAUGAGAACGAUAAUGCUCCUUACUUUGACAACAGCACGCUCACGGUGGUACGGUCGGUUAAGGAACGAUCGGACUCGGGCGUAACGAUCGGUAACAUUAUUGCUCACGACAUUGACGGACCAGGAAAUAACGAAAUAACGUUCGCGAUGGAACCAAUCGAUCCGGCCCACAAAGGAUGGAUGAACAUUGACGACAACGGUAUCGUAAGGGUGGAGGGCAAUCGAUCGAUCGACUGUGACAUCCCGCCCAUCGACAAGGUACUACAGAACGUAACCAUAUCGGACUGGAAGUGGAGUAACUGGCACGUGUUUGAAAUUGUCCUGAUGGACACCAACAACAAGCAGCCGUAUCACGAUCCCUUCCCGAACGAUGGGCAGGUGUACCAGUUUGAGAAAAUACCCUCCAAUACGGCCAUCGUGCGGGUGGAGGGUAAAGAUCAGGAUCGUGAUGUCCCGUACCAUACCGUGUCGUACGAGAUCAACUAUCGGGAUUUUCCGCAGCUGCAGCGUUACUUCGAGGUGGACAGUACCGGGCGGGUGUACGUGAAGGAAAACAACGAUCUGCUCGAUCGAGAUGCGGGUCUUGAGAGCAUUAUGAUUAACAUCGUGAUGCUGGAUAAUGCGGGUGGAUAUGACAUUCAAAAUCGUGUAUCGACAAACAUCAAUCUCACUCUGCUCGACAUCAACGAUCAUACGCCAAAGCUACCGGAGCUGGCAGCGGACGAACUGAAGGUGUCGGAGAAUGCCAAGCAGGGCUACAUCGUAAAGACACCCUUUGCUGCACUUGACCUAGAUGACAAGCGUACACCAAAUGCAAAGAUCAACUACUACAUCGAAGAGAUGACGCCAGAGCUGGAAACUCCCCUAUUCUCGCUAGAAAAUAUAGACGAAUACAAUGCGGUGCUAAGGGUGGCUCAAGAUCUGAAAGGAUAUUACGGAACGUGGACACUGAAAAUUAAGGCCUGUGAUCGUGGCAGUGAGUACGAACCAAUAAUUCCACUAACGGAAGAACCGAAGGACAAUUGCGAGACACGCGACUACGAGCUGACGGUGGAGCCGUUCAACUACAACACUCCCAGCAUUACCUACCCCUCCCGUAGCGCACAGCUCCGUCUAAAGUACGAAUCGCUACAAAACGGACGCCCGCUGGUCGAGACUAAUGGGUCCCCGUUGCCGAAAUUCGAAGCCAUCGAUGAUGAUGGUGGCAUAUAUGGAGACGUAACGUUUUCACUGACCAGCACAAACGACGGUGAGCAGGACCACGAAGUGUUCCGGGUGGAUAAAGUUGACAACAAAACGGGCCUGCUAGUGUUGGAAAAUUCUCUCGCCGUACAACCGUUCCCGAAAAACUACAGCAUCACCGUGAUUGCCAGGGAUGGCGGUGACAGGCAGUCGGAAGCCGCUAUUCACGUCGUCUUCAUCAACAUGACGGGCGAGCCGGCCUUUCUGGAGCCGACCUUCGAUACGGACUUUACAGAAAAUGAAGAGGGUCGCGAUGAGAGACGACAGCUACCGUUUGCCGAGGAUCCGAAGAACGCGGGCCUUCCCCCGGGCGCAGAGACGAACGUGUACUAUUUCAUCGAUAAGACGUACGGUAAUGCGAGCCAUCUGUUUCAACUGGACCGCGUCAGCAAUGUGCUGCAGCUGGCCCAGCUGCUCGACCGGGAAGAGAUACCGACGCACGAAAUCCGAAUCGUGGCCACCAACAACGAAAAUGGCCCGCCGGAUACGGUGCUCGAAUCGUCCCCCUCGCUGCUGGUUGUCCGCAUCAAGGUGAACGAUGUGAACGACAAUCCGCCGGUGUUUCAGCAGCGGCUGUACGCCGCCGGCAUCACCACGAACGACCGCGUCCCGAAGGCACUGUUUCGCGUGUACGCCGAAGAUCCGGACGAGGACGAAAUCAUCCGGUACGAGUUGGUGAACGGGACGGCGGUCGGUGAAAACCUGCAAACGGACGGGCUGCCCUUCCGGCUCCAUCCGGACAGUGGAGAACUAACGCUGACGUCCAAGGUACAGCCGAACCAGAACGGGUACUAUCAGCUCACCCUGAUUGCGUUCGAUCGGGACGAUACGCACAAUGAUACGGUGCCGGCCAAGGUGUACAUCGUGUCGGAAUCGAACCGCGUGACGUUCGUGUUUCUGAACAGCGUCGAGGAGAUUGAUCAACCGGACGUGCGGAAGUUUCUUGCCCAAGAGCUGACCGGUGCGUACGAAAUGGAAUGCAACAUCGACGACAUCGACCAGACGACGGCGAGCGACGGUAGACAGGCCGGGGGGUCUAGCAGCGCCCUCACGGACGUUCGGACCCACUUCAUCCAGGACAAUCAGGCGGUGGAGGCGAGCCGGAUACAGCUGCGAUCCUCGAACCGGACGUUCGUCACCGUGCUCAAGACGACGCUGCGCACUCGCGGCCUCUCCCUGCAGGACGUACCGCCCCUGGCGACGGAAGCGCUGACCGAGGCGGACGAAACGCUGCAGAUCAUCCUGAUUGUGGUAUCGGCGGCCCUAGCCGUCCUGUGCGUGAUACUGUUCGUGGCGUUCUUCAUCAAGAUCCGCAGCCUAAAUCGCCAGCUGAAGGCACUGUCCGCGACCGACUUUGGGUCGAUUUCGUCCGAGCUGAAUGGGAAGCCGACGCGCAACGUGCCCACAACGAACAUCUUCUCUAUCGAGGGCUCCAAUCCGGUGCUUAACGAUAACGAGUUCCGCGACCGGAUGGGUGGUGGUGGUGGCGGUGUUUAUGACGAUCUCAGUCUACAAUCGGAAGAAUCCGACUUCAACGACGUGGACAGGGACAUUUUCGCACCGAAGCGAAAGGAGAGUCUUAAUCCCGCGCUCCUGGAGCACAUACGCCAGCGUUCGCUAAACCCAAUGGCGAACGGAACCGACAAGAGCAACGACGGUGCGCCUACCUCCAACCAUAAAAAGCUCGACGAAACUGACGACGAGCUGUCCCACCGGUUCUAGCGCGUGUGUAGUGGUUUCGAUGUCGAUGGUUUUAUGUGCUGGUUUGGUGUUAAUUUUAGCUGUAAAUACAUUUUACUGUUAUUGGAUGAA